UAAGCGGAUUAUAUGCAUAGAAUAAUGCGAUAGCGUUUAAAAGCAGGAUGGGAAAUAAUGAUGAACAGGAGCGAUUACUUUUGGGGACUGAAUUGAUAAAAAAAAAUGCAUAACUAGGGGAACUUUUUUCUUCUGCUUAGGUUUUACUUAGUGGUUUAGUAUCUAUCUAAUAUUUUUUUGAUAAAACAUACAGAGCGCGAUAUUUAUGCUUAGUGCCGGCGGUGUUUUUGUCGUAGUUUUCGAAGUGGUUGUGUGUGCAGAAGAGCUUCUCUGUUCCGAUUUCCGUGUGAGACUGAGGUGUGCGGUCGUCGGCGGGUCUCUCUCUCUCUCGCUCGCUCGCUCACACACACACACACACACACACACACGUUUUCGAGUCGCUGCUGUUGGCUGUCGCUUCCCCCCCCAGUCCAUGUAUGUGGUUCUACUGUUGAGGUGACGCGUUCUUUGAAGAGCUCAAACAGCGACGCGGCGACAAGUGGCGCUUAGCGCGCGCAUCGCCAGGUGUCCGAUCAGCCGCCGCCGGAGCUGCAGUUUCGCGAUCUAAAAAGUCCAGUUUGUAUGCGUUUUCCUUCUGUACUGUAACAAGGCAGUCAUGAAAGUGGCGUCGUUCAAUGUCCAAAGAUUUGGAGAAAAUAAAGUAUCGGACAAAAAUGUUCUUUCUUCAUUAAUCAAGAUCAUUUCCAGGUACGACAUCAUUGUCAUCCUUGAGGUGGUUGAUGUCAAAGGGAAGGCAAUGAAGAAAUUCCUGGAGGAACUUAAUAAAGUUAAUAAAUCGAGUCCGUACGUUAUGAAGAUGAGCUGCAGACUGGGGCGGACUUCCUACAAGGAGCAAUACAUGUUUCUUUACAGAGAGGAUGUGGUGAAGCUCAUUGAUACCUAUCAGUAUGAGGACAAUCAGGAAGGGGAUGAAGAUGCCUUUGCCAGGGAGCCCUACAUUCUCCGCUUCACCUGUGACAAUAUUGCGCUGGAUGACCUGGUGAUAAUUCCAGUGCACACCAAGCCAGAAGACUCAUUCAAGGAAGUAGACGAACUGUAUGAUGUUACCAUGAAAGUGAGGGACAAGUGGAACACUGAUAAUAUCAUGAUCUUAGGGGACUUCAAUGCAGAUGGUGCAUAUGUCUCCAAAUCAAAGAUGAAGAAAAUCCGAAUACGCACCGACACGAACUUCCACUGGUUGAUAGAGGAUGAUGUGGACACAACAGCAAGCACAGGAAAUGACAACACUUACGACAGAAUUGUGGUUUAUUCUGAUAAAAUGGUGGAAGCCAUAGUGCCAAACUCUGCCAAGCCAUUCAACUUUCAGGAGGAGUUUGGUCUCACCGAAGAGAUGGCCUUGGAGGUGAGUGAUCACUAUCCUGUUGAAGUGGAACUGACAAAGGCUUCCAAAAAGAAGAGAGGACCAGAAGAACCUCCAUCAAAACCAGUGAAGACCAAGAGAAAGCCCAGGAGCUAGUUACACAUGGAGAUGAUGUCCUUCCCAGCUGGUGGCUGAAUACUGCCUUCAGUGCAUCUGUGAGAUGUAUCAUUCUAAGGCUUCUAUCAAAUAUUCAGAUAUUUAAAAAAUGUUUUUUGAUGGAACUGGUCAGUAAAGACAUUUUAAGAUGUAAAUGUUUAUAAUGAAAUGUUUUUCCACAAUAAUUUUAAUUUACUAAACACAUGCCUUAAAUCUUCUCAGGAAAUGGAUAUUAAAAACAUUUUGAUUCAUACUUUCUUUCUCAAUACAUACGGGUUCUUUAAAAGUUUUCUUCCAAUUCCUGAACACCCUGCAUUGUUAUACA
Messenger RNA from Scleropages formosus (Asian bonytongue), 1781 nucleotides. RefSeq names its product deoxyribonuclease-1-like. Bases 596 to 1456 code for a protein of 286 amino acids. Gene Ontology annotation, cellular component: nucleus. Lineage: Eukaryota; Metazoa; Chordata; Actinopteri; Osteoglossiformes; Osteoglossidae. The transcript has 9 exons. Gene Ontology annotation, biological process: DNA catabolic process. The record is from RefSeq and is a predicted model, not a curated record. Gene Ontology annotation, molecular function: deoxyribonuclease I activity; DNA binding.